Messenger RNA from Daphnia magna, 3716 nucleotides. RefSeq names its product DIS3-like exonuclease 2. The transcript is spliced from 12 exons. Gene Ontology annotation, biological process: mRNA catabolic process; miRNA catabolic process. Gene Ontology annotation, molecular function: 3'-5'-RNA exonuclease activity; RNA binding. Gene Ontology annotation, cellular component: P-body; exosome (RNase complex). Lineage: Eukaryota; Metazoa; Arthropoda; Branchiopoda; Diplostraca; Daphniidae. The coding region runs from base 441 to 3167 and encodes 908 amino acids. The record is from RefSeq and is a predicted model, not a curated record.
CGACGAAGAACGAAGAAAUCAUAUCUCCGAUUAGCUUUGAGUUACAAGGGUUAUCACGAAUUUGUAUGCGAGUUAAUACCCGAAAUCCAAAUUUUAUCUGCAUUUUAAAUCUUAAAGUUUUGGUAAAAAUUAAAUAGAGGUGAUCAUUGUAAAAUUUUUGUACAGCAUUCAAGCUUAAAAAAAUUCAAAAAUUGUGCAAAGAUCUCUUUCUCUUCGGAAAAUUAGCAACCCCCAAAACCUGAAAUUGCAGAAUUUUCCGUUUCAAAUUUGUGACGUACGACUUGACAUUUUUAGAGAAAUAAAGUUUAAAGUUCACAUAAGCAAUAAUUGACACUUGUACACUCACCCUCCACAUUGUAUUUGUUGUUGCAUUACAUUGUUGCAUCACCUUAACUUCAAAUCAAAGUUUCACGAAAUCCAUCCACAACUAUUGAUUUAACAUGGCUCAGUCAAUCAGUAAGAGCUCAACUCCACAGAGACCAAACCAAAGUAAAACGUUUGAAAACUAUUGGGAUGAAAAAGAUGUUGAAGAAGGACUCCUGAAUGGAUCUCUGUUUGAAGGUGUCUUAAGAAUAAAUCCCAAAAACUACAAAGAGGCAUAUAUUUCUGCACCUGAUGGAACAGAGGACUUUCUGAUUGAAGGACUUCUCCACAGAAAUAGGGCACUCAAUGGAGAUGUUGUGGUUUGCAAGAUGCUGACAGUACAAACAGAAAAUAAAUGUGAAAAAAUAAAUGGUCAAAGUUUGACUUCACAAAGUGAUCAGCCAAGCAAACAACCUACUCCUAAAAAUGUGAUGGAAGAGAGCAAGAUGAAGGAAAAUAUUCUGAAAAUGGCUGUCAACGAAGGUUUAGAUAAAAAAUCACCCGACAUCCAUGGCCCAAGAAACAUGAAACCAACCAGCCAGAGAAAAAAAAAGAAUUUGAAAGAAGAAAACUGCAAUGAAAUCCAUGAUACCUCUACAGAUUUGCAGAGCAAAAGUCGAGGUACUCCGCCGCCCAUCCCAUCGGAGCUAGCAAAGGUACCCAAGAUGAAAAACGUUGUUGAAGAAAAAAAGAAAAGAAUUCGUCGACCAAAGAAGAAGAAAAAUGCGAUGAUUGAAGGUCUUGCUACACAACUAACAGCAUCGUGUGCCGUUGGAGAUUCUGUAGUGACAACCACCAACAUAGUGACCGAAGCAGUAAUAAAAAUCGCCGUGCAAAGCACACCUAUCACUGUCGUUGAAGAAAUUGUAGAAAUUAGGCAGCAGAGCUCUAAUCUCCCACGUAAAAUAGCCAAGGUCGUAUUUAUCAAAGAGCUAAAGCAUUCACGUUGUGCUAUUGGCAGUUUGAAACAAUGGCCUUACGGCCAGUCGGGACCGAUACCAAGUUGGAUUUUGUUUUCGCCCAAGGAUCACCGUAUUCCUCGUUUGAAAAUACCGUUCACGCCAGCGCUAGCCACCUGCCUCUCCCAACCUAAUAUGUUGUAUUUGGCUCGAAUCGAUUCAUGGGAAGACGUCAAUCAUCCUCUCGGAUCGCUUUGUUAUUUCAUUGGUCAAGCCGGUGAUAUUGAGGCCGAAACUAUAGCUCUUUUACUGGAACAUGAGGUCGAUUAUGGUCAGUUCCCUCAAGAAGUCUUUGAUAGUCUGCCGUCCCUUCCUUGGAGUAUACCACCAGAGGAAAUUCGAAAACGUCGAGACUUUAGAGAAGAGUGUAUAUUCACGAUAGAUCCUGCUGAUGCUCGUGAUCUUGACGAUGCUGUAUCUGGCCGAUUUCUUAGAAUGGCUGAAGAUGGAAUCACAAAGUUGUAUCAAGUCUCUGUCCAUAUUGCUGAUGUCAGUUUCUUUGUUCAAGGCAACACCGUUCUUGAUGUUAUUGCAUCUCGGCGAGCCACCAGUACCUAUCUAGUCGACAGAGUGAUUCCAAUGUUGCCGUCCGUAUUGUGUGAGCACAUUUGUUCAUUGAACCCUGGAGAGGAUCGCUUAGCUUUUAGUGUUGAAUGGACUGUAAAUGACAAGGGGGAGAUUUUGGAAGAAUGGUUUGGUCGUUCCAUUAUUCGUUCCUGUGUGAAGCUUAGCUACGACCAUGCACAGACUGUUAUCGAAGGAAGAGAUAUCAAUAACUGGCCGGUUAUCAAAGGACCGCACCCCUCGUCAGAAAUUUGCAAAUCUAUCCUAGUCCUCCAGGAAUUAGCUGGUUAUUUGCGUAAGAAACGAGUGGAUCAGGGUGCGCUUAGAAUCGACCUGCCUAGGCUGGCCUUCAGUAUGGAUUGGGAAACUAGAACCCCAAUAGGAUUUCGAGUUUAUGAGUUGAAAGAAUCGAAUAGGCUGAUUGAAGAAUUCAUGUUAUUGGCCAACAUGCGCGUUGCAGAGAAAAUUUAUGGUGCAUUCCCUGCUUUAGCCGUUCUUCGUUCACAUCCACCACCGCCCACCCAUAAAUUGGAACAACUUGCGGAGACACUACAAACAAUUGGCAUUCAUCUCGAUGUUACUAGUUCAGCAACGCUGCAAGAAUCGCUAUUGCGUUACGGUCAAGGCAGCACUGACGCUAUUUCAAUGGGGAGAAAUCUUGUGAUAUCUAACCUACUAGCCAAGCCAAUGAAGUGCGCUUCGUAUAUUUGUUCCGGCGUUGUCAAGAAAGAAGAACAUUUUCGACAUUAUGCUCUGAGUGUGCCCUUCUACACUCAUUUCACGUCACCUAUCCGUCGAUACCCGGAUAUCCUUGUCCAUCGCUUGCUUAACGCUGCUUUGGAACAAGAGGCUUUAGACCACUGGAAUCAAAACAUCAUCAAAAGGCUGCUGGAUAAUUGUAAUUCGAGAAAAUUAGCCGCCAAAGCUCUUCAGGACACCCACUCUGAACUUCAUUUGGCAAAUUUGAUUAGAAAAAGUGGCUCAAUCGAAGUUAAGGGCAUCGUAUUAGCUGUUCUUGAUCAUUCGGUUGACGUUGUUUUAAUUUACUUGGGAAUCAUACGUCGUCUGUAUAUAGAGAAACUGCCAUUGACGAUGACACACGAAAAGUACAACGGUAUUGGGAAGUUGACAUUAGUGUGGGAUCCCCAAUCGACAAGCGAACAGCCAACCCGUCAAGUUAUCUCCGUUUUCAGCCUUUUAGAGAUCCUGCUCGUCCCACACACUGAAAAUAACAAACUCGAUUUUACUCUGGUGUUGCAACGACCCACUAAUACGCCGUAAUUAUUAUUUUUUUUUUUUCGUUCGCUUCCAAGACCUCUGUUCCAAAUUUCGGGAAUGAUUCUUUUAGUUUCAUAUUUUAUUCAUUUUUUUUUUUUCUUAUUUUUUUCUUCAAAAUUUUUGUUGUUAUUUUUUUUUUUUUUACGGUAGUUUUUUUUUUUUCAUGGGUAACUGGACGAGUUUUCGUCUCUUUUUUCUUUUCCCUUCGUUUAGCGUAUUGAAACGGGUGGGGAAUUCAGGGCAACUUAUGUUGGUUUCUAUUUCCAUAAUUUUUUUACCAAUCACUUUGUGGCAUUCACUUUUGACUUUGCUUUAUUCUACGCGCAUUUUGUAUUUCAUAUUUUCUUAAUUGGCCCAACUUGCUAAGGUGUUCGAUAUUGGCACCCGAUGAUUUACGCGUUCAAUCACAAUUUGGACUAUUUCAAGUAAAAAUCUUUAUGUUUAUUCUUUGGCGCCAAAUUCUGGACAAAAAAUAUCGAAAUUUUUCAAGUUAAACGCAAUUCUGUAUAUAAAAUUCUCGACCAAGCUAAUCAAUACAGAUGAUCAUAAGAG